Molecule: messenger RNA, 330 nt
Organism: Microthlaspi erraticum
Lineage: Eukaryota; Viridiplantae; Streptophyta; Magnoliopsida; Brassicales; Brassicaceae
Source: the annotation of a GenBank genome assembly
AUGAUUGAGGUUUCUGUUUCUGGACAGGCUCUUGAAGACGACGACCCAGUGACUGUGACGUUCCCGUCGACGCUCCGGCGGGUGAUAUUAGAAGCGUGGUGGGAUUUGGGUUUUACACGACGACCCAGUGACUGUGACGUUCCCGUCGACGCUCCGGCGGGUGAUAUUAGAAGCGUGGUGGGAUUUGGGUUUUACGUGAGUCUCAAGUUUUCUUCUUCAGUCAACAACAAGGGGAUGCCCAUCUUUGCAGAUGUCCCACCAAAGUCAACAACCGUUAUUUUGGAAAUUAAUUAUCAACGAGAUUCUCAAGUGUACUUUUCCUGCGGUUAG